Molecule: messenger RNA, 2097 nt
Organism: Cuscuta epithymum
Lineage: Eukaryota; Viridiplantae; Streptophyta; Magnoliopsida; Solanales; Convolvulaceae
Source: the annotation of a GenBank genome assembly
GAAGAUAAAUUGUGAAACUUGACAUUUUAUGAGUAGGAAAGAAAAAUUUUAAUAAAAAUGUAAUUAAAUAUAUUAAAUUAUUUAAUUACAUGGAAGUCAGAAAUUUUCAGGGUAGUAUUAUACAUGGAAGUCAAAGUUGACCCAAUUUUCGAGUAAUAGAGCUCUUAUUUCUCCUCGUGUGGAUGUGUGCUAUAAAUUUUACCGUCUAGUCUCUGUCUAAUGCAAAACAGAGCAUUGCGGUAAAAUUACUCAAGCAAGAUUCAUCUGUAUCAUCAAUCAUCGUCAUCAUCCUUAGUGGUCCACGAAUGGGUAGUAAUAGUCAGUUCCUUCAUGUUUUCUUCCUUCCUGGAAUGGCUCACGGCCACAUGAUUCCAGCUCUGGACAUGGCCAAGCUCUUCGCCUCCCGUGGCGUCACCGCAACCAUAAUCACCACCCCUCUCAACGAACCCGUUUUCUCCUCCGCCGUUCGGAAAUACACACAGUUGGGUCUCCAAAUCAAGAUCCGUUUGGUUGAAUUCCCCGGCGUCCAGCUUGGCUUACCGGAAAAUUGCCAGCAUGUCGACCAGAUCCCUUCCGGCGACGCGAUUCCCACUUUCUUCAAGGCCUGCUCCCUCCUCCAACAACCCUUGGAGCAACUUCUCGAAGAGCUCCGCCCUGACUGUCUCGUCGCCGAUGUGUUCUUCCCUUGGGCGACGGCCGCCGCCGCAAAAUUCGGUAUUCCGAGGUUGGUCUUUCACGGAACCAACUGCGUUUCCCUGUGUGCCUCGCACAGUCUGGCGACUCACAAGCCUUACGAAAACGUCUCCUCUGAUUCAGAACCCUUCACAAUUCCGAAUCUUCCCCACAACCUCAAGCUCACCAGACUGCAAGUCCCCGAGCACGAACGCGGCGGCGGAGAUGAAUACCCCCUGAAGGAUUUCAUGAAACAAAUAAGCUAUUCGGAUGAAACAAGCUACGGGGUGAUCAUUAACAGCUUCCAUGAUCUGGAACCAGGUUAUGCAGAGCACUACAGGAAGGUUCUUGGCAGAAAAUUGUGGAUGGUGGGCCCGUUUUCCCUUCUAAACAGGGACAUAGAAGAUAAAUCUCUGAGAGGGUGUAAAUCCUCAAUCGGUGAGAAAGAGUGCUUGAAGUGGCUGGAUUCCAAGAAACCCAACUCCGUCGUCUACGUCUGUUUCGGAAGCAUGGCGAACUUCGCCGCUUCCCAGCUCACAGAAAUGGCGAUGGGGAUAGAAAUUUCCGGGCAGGACUUCAUUUGGGUGAUCAGAAACAAGAAAGAAGAAGACAACGGAAAAGAGCAGUGGAUGCCGGCAGGGUUUGAGCAGAGGACGGAAUGCAGAGGGUUGAUCAUAAGAGGGUGGGCCCCACAAAUGCUGAUUCUUGACCACCGAGCCGUGGGCGCGUUCGUGACUCACUGCGGGUGGAACUCGACGCUGGAAGGGAUUUGCGCCGGGGUGCCGAUGGUGACUUGGCCGGUCUUCGCCGAGCAGUUCAUCAAUGAGAAGUUGGUGACUGAUGUUCUGAGGACCGGAGUCGGGGUUGGGUCGAAAGAGUGGAAACCGGCGGAGAGUGAUGGUGUGAAGAAGGAAGACAUUGCAGACGCCAUUGGAAGAGUAAUGGUGGGGGGGGAUUCACGGGAGAUGAGAAACAGAGCAGCCGCGUUGAAAGACAGGGCACAUAAAGCAAUGGAGGAGGGCGGAUCAUCUUACUCAGAUAUGACAUGUCUGCUUGAUGAACUGAAAACUAACCCGAUAAUACAUUGAGUGGAUCAUAAUAUCAUAUGAUUCAUAUCCAUGUUUUAGAGAAAUAAACUUAAUUAUCAUUAAUUAAAUAAUUGUGUACUACAUGAGUAAAAAAAUUAGGAGAACACAUGAUCAAAAAUGACUAUCAUUUAGAACACACAGCUUGAGCACAUCCUGUUCGUGGAUCGUCUAAUAUGAACAAAGGAAACACUGUGGUGGAUUUCUUUUUGACCCAUGGACUUUUGAAAUGUAUAUGAACUUUUAUAUCCAUAGACUUUUAAUUUAUUGACUUUUAAGUUGUAAACUUAUAAAAUUAAUGAUUUAUUGAUAUGAAUAAGUUCAUAGGCUUUUAUACGAA